AUUGACCUCAUCAACGCUCAGAUGCUCACUGUGAGUAGCUCCUCGUGGACGACCUUGCCAGAAAUGGAUUCAAGACCAUCGCGAUUGACUACCUUAAUGGUGAUCCGUUCCCUGUCGACGUCCUCACCGGCGGCAAUCACGAUAUUAAUGCCUGGAUCGUUAAACACGGGAACGACCAGACCCGGCCCAACAUCGAUAGGGUGGUUGCUGUACUCAAGGAACAGGGUGUGAAGGACUUUGGUUCUACUGGUUACUGCUUUGGUGCGCGGUACGGCUUUGACCUCGCAUUUGAGAACAUCACGAAAGUCACUGUCGUCUCUCACCCUUCGCUUCUCAAAGUUCCCGAGGAUCUUGAGAAAUACAAGAAGCUGUCCAGAGCCCCUCUCCUGAUCAACUCCUGCACGGUCGACCAACGGUUCCCCAGGGAAUACCAGGCAGAAGCAGAUAGGAUCCUUGGAGACGGUGAGCAAUUUACGGCAACCUACCGCCGUGAAUACUUCGAGGGAUGCACACAUGGCUUUGCCAUUCGUGGUGAUGUGUCCAAGCCGGAGGUUAAGGCGGGUAAGGAGGGCUCCUUUAAGGCUACUGUGCUAUUCUUCAAAAAUUAUUUGUAAGCGAGGGAUUUCAUGGUCGGUCCAGGAGUUCUUCGGAAUGUACAGAGCAAUGUUUUCUUUAUUUCGAAAUGUAAGCACCUCAUAAAUUUGAGGGACUACCUCUUUCUGGAGAUACAUGACGAAAAACC
Pisolithus orientalis is the source of this 742-nucleotide messenger RNA. RefSeq lists its product as uncharacterized. Gene Ontology annotation, molecular function: hydrolase activity. NCBI's taxonomy places the organism in Eukaryota, Fungi, Basidiomycota, Agaricomycetes, Boletales, Pisolithaceae. The annotation marks the transcript as partial. The record is from RefSeq and is a predicted model, not a curated record. The transcript has 7 exons.